Molecule: messenger RNA, 2483 nt
Organism: Tyto alba (common barn owl)
Lineage: Eukaryota; Metazoa; Chordata; Aves; Strigiformes; Tytonidae
Gene: NUFIP1
Product: nuclear FMR1 interacting protein 1
Exons: 10
Coding region: 155-1852 (565 amino acids)
Biological process (GO): box C/D snoRNP assembly
Cellular component (GO): nucleus
Molecular function (GO): RNA binding
Source: RefSeq, a predicted model, not a curated record
CCCCCGCGCUCGGCGAGCAGGCCGCGCCUCUGGGCCAAGCGUCGGGCCCUGGAUGUGACGUAUUUUUUGUGGCGACGGCGGCGGCGGCUGGCGGGACCCCACGUGGUGCUGGUGGGAGCUGCUGGCGGAGCCGGGCGGCCGCUUCGGGCCCGCCAUGAACCCCUUCCCCUGGUACCCGCCGCCCCCGCCGGGGCUCCCCCCGCCCAUUUUCUGCCCGCCGCCCCCCUGGGAGCCGGGCUUCUGGGCUCCCCCCGCGCCCUACCCGCCGGCCCAGAGCUACUCGCAGCCGCCCGAGGCUUACUCCCAGCCCGCCGAGAGCUGCCCGCCUGCUGAGAACUACCCCCAGGCCGGGAGCUACCCGCCUCCAGACAGCUACACGCCGCCCUCCGCCUGGUACCCGCCGGCCUACGGAGAGCAACCGCAGGGCCAGCACGCUGGUGGAAACGGCAAUUUCUAUCAGAAAUGGCAAGGCGAGCAAGCACCUGGGUUUAGUAAACGUUUUCCAGAAGACAAUAACAAGCCAAAGACCAAAAAGAAAAAAGAGCCAGUUUUCUCUCAUUAUUGUGAUACCUGUGACCGUGGCUAUAAAAACCAGGAGAAGUAUGAUGAACAUAUUUCACAACAUAAACAGUGCACAGAAGAAGGCUGCAAUUUCAGCGCACAUGAGAAGAUAGUUCACAUACACUGGAAGAACGCACAUGCACCUGGUGCUAAAAGAAUAAAAUUAGAUAGUCCAGAAGAGAUCACUAGAUGGAGAGAAGACAGAAAAAAAAAUUUUCCUACGUUGGCAAAUAUUGAGAGGAAGAAGGCGAUGCAGAUGCAGAAGGAAGAAAGGGGAGAAGUGCUGACUACACAACAGUUUGGCAAAAUGAAGGGGAUGUGGAAACCUCCAGAAAAUGGAGAGAACCUUGGGCAGCAGGGGAAACAGAGGAGGAGACAAAGGCGUCCAUUCUGGAAGAAAUUCAGGAAAAAUGGUGGCGAUUAUAAUGUACAUAGAACUCAAAAUGAAGCCAAGGGACCAGAAAACAGCGUGUGUGGAAAGGAAGAUGAAAACCAGCGUGCUUUGGCAGCUCAGCCAUGCGUGAAGGACAUGGACCCUCUUGGUCUUCUGGCAAACAGUGAUGUUGAAUCUGAAAAAGAAGAAGCAGCAGCCGAAGAUGGAAGGCUGGGGUUGACUGUUGUUCCCAAGCAGGUCACCUCUGCCCUGAGUUCGUUGUCAGCCAACUACGGCAGCGCGUCCGACAGCGAGCCUGAAGAAAUCCCUGUCAAGACUGCAACAAAAGCUGAGAAAGACCAGGCUGCGCUUAGAAAUACGCCCCAAACUACUUGUGUUCCUUGGAGUCGAAACCCGAAUCAAAAACGUCCCGAGUAUGCAGGCACGACAUUAAGAAGCUCGAAUUCAAAUGCACGUCCCCGCAGAGGGCCUGAUAACUGGGGCAAGAAAACAUUACCUCUCCUUCCGAAGCGCCGUCCAACUCUGCUGGAAAUGCUACUGGCCCAGGACAUCCGACACGAAAGGAAUGUGAUUUUGCAGUGUGUUCGCUACCUCAUCCGAAAUAACCUGUUUGGACUUCAUUUUAAAACAGAACCACAAGCUGAAACAGAAACUGCACAGUCCUCUACAACUACAGCAGAGCCUUUGAUGGACAGACUCGAUGAAUCUAAUUGUUCUUGUAGCUCUGACCUUCAGUUAGCAGGAGGAGAAGAAGAUGCAUUAUUAAUAGCCCAGGGUGAGAAAGCACCCGUGGAUCAGACUUCACAGAUGGUUCACUUGGCAGAUGAGGACACAUGGGAAACCCCAUCAAUUCAGUGUGAAGAAGCACUGUCAGAGGAUGUCUGUUGUGGACAGUAAAGGAAAGGCUCACAUUUUCUACCUGACUGAUGCUUUUUGAAAGACAUCAGUAUAACAAAAUCAUCAUUAAAGUACAUACUGAGAGCUGUUAAAACCACUUUUCUGAUCUGUUCCGCCCGAGGUGGCCAUUUCCUUGUGAAAACAGCAUCCGUGUUGAGUAAUUGCAUUUCCCCAUGGCAGAAAGACAGCCGUGGCACAGAGUAUGACCUUCCCUAGAGCAGGUGCAGAUCCAGAGCUCUGAAUGUUUUCCGUCGUUACAAAAUGUGUAUCGGUCCAUCACCACUUAGUGCUGUGGUAGGAUGGAUCUUCUCAUGUGAAAUCAUGGUCUGGUGUGUCUGGGAGUAUCUGAGUGUCCAGAAGUAUUUCAGUGUACUUUUGAAAUGGUAAUUGAGUGCACAUUAUUUUUUUCCCUGGCUGUUACCGAUACAAUAUAUCGAAUACAAAUGUAAUAUAUCCAAUAUAAAAUGAAGAAAUUAAAUGGAAGAUUUGACUGACCUGACUCUAAAAGUACUGCUUGUACCAGGAGUCUUCUCCUCUCUGCACUUAUCUGUUAACUGACCAGAGAAACGGAAAUGAGGGUGCAGACUGAUGCAAGAAGCCUUUUUUUUUUUUUUUUUUUUUUUUAAAUAAA